This is a messenger RNA of Alternaria incomplexa, 1047 nucleotides long. RefSeq lists its product as uncharacterized. The record is from RefSeq and is a predicted model, not a curated record. Bases 1 to 1047 code for a protein of 348 amino acids. Lineage: Eukaryota; Fungi; Ascomycota; Dothideomycetes; Pleosporales; Pleosporaceae. The transcript is spliced from 5 exons.
AUGCAGUGGGCUACCCUCCUCGCUGCGGCCACGGCCCUUGCAGGCCAUGCCACUGCGCAGAACAUGCUGCGAUUUGCUUGCUCACAGCUUGUCGUCGAGCGAACAGAUCCCCUCGUCAACCCGGGCGUCAAGUACACUCCGCAUCUUCAUCAGAUCGUCGGGGGUGACGCUUUCAACAUCACGAUGGACCCUUCAAACGAUAUCGCGCAGAUGUCUAAGUGCACUUCCUGCAGCUUCGUCCAGGAUAAGUCAAACUACUGGACCGCCGUCAUGUUCUUCAAGGCAAAGAACGGAACCUACAUUCGCGUGCCUCAGAUCGGAAACGGUGGACCACAAGGAAAGCUCAUCAAUGACGGCGGUCUCGACGUCUACUACAUCCCCAGCGGCAAGACCACUGCCUUCAAGAAGGGCUUCCGCAUGCUCGCAGGCUCAGCCACCAACACCGACCCCAGCAAGGUCAAACUCUCUAACAUCUGCCACCGCUGCUGGACUUCUCCCUCGGAGAGUACCUUCGUUGGCGGUGCGCCUUGCUCAGGCUCCGAUACUGUCGCCAUCCCCAAAGACCCCAAGUGCAAGCUCAUCCGUCAGACCAUUAUCUUCCCCACCUGCUGGGACGGCAAGAACCUCGACUCCCCAGAUCAUCAGGCACACGUCGCUUAUGGCCAGGGCGCUGGUGCUAAUGGUGGCGGCGCUUGCCCUUCUACCCAUCCCGUCAAGCUCCCUCAGAUCAUGUACGAGCUCAUGUGGGAUGUCAACAAGUUCGCCGACAAGAGCUUGUGGCCCACCGACGGCAGCGACCCAUUCGUGUACAGCAUGAACAUCGGUGGCUCUGCCGCGCAUGGUGACUACGUCUUCGGUUGGGAAGGCGACUCCCUCCAAAAGGCCAUGGACAACAACUGCAACCUCAACACCGCCUGCCCCAAGGCCGGCCUUACCGUUCAGCAGCCUGCGCAGUACAAUACUUGCAAGAAGAAGCAGCAAGCUCCCGAGGAUGUUGACGGCUGGCUCAAGGAGAUGCCGCUCGGUGACAUGGCCAUCAAGGCAUAG